Molecule: messenger RNA, 1785 nt
Organism: Cavenderia fasciculata
Lineage: Eukaryota; Evosea; Eumycetozoa; Acytosteliales; Cavenderiaceae
Gene: gtpbp1
Product: GTP-binding protein 1
Exons: 5
Coding region: 1-1785 (594 amino acids)
Biological process (GO): translational elongation
Molecular function (GO): translation elongation factor activity; GTPase activity; GTP binding
Source: RefSeq, a predicted model, not a curated record
AUGAAUACUAAUUCAGAUACAAGCGAUGAAUCUGAAGCAUUAGUAACAACAGCAACGUCGCUACAAUCAGCAACUGCUACAACAGUUAUUAUGGACACUACCAAAAUAAUUUCUUCUAGUAUGGCUGCCACAACCAUUUCAAGUAACUCGACUAUGACGACAACCACGACAUCGACCACUUCUACUACCACAACAUCAACUGAUCUGUCAAGUUCAAGUGACACGAUUGAUGGAUUGAGUUUUGGUAUUGGUAUUCCAGCAACAACACCAACAAUGGGAGGAAAAGCAGACAGUAAUGGAAUCAUUCAUUUGCAACCCGAGGUUGAAUUUGGCAAUAUCGAGUACAAACUACAACUGAUCAGUCCCACUGCCGAACGAUUGGAGCAUUUGGUGACACAGUUAAAGUGGAGACUGGGUGAAGGCAUGGGUGAAGCAAUCUAUGAGAUUGGUGUCGACGACGAUGGCACUGCCGUAGGAUUGGGCGAAACCGAGAUGCAGGCCAGUUUGACAACCCUGCGUACAAUGGCUUCUCGUCUCUCUGCCGACCUUACGAUUAUAAGAACUCGUAAUGGUACAAAGGGAGAGGUCUAUGAAGUAUUGAUUAGAAAGUUUGCAUCUGAUGAUUUUUCUGAAGUUAGAAUUUGUGUCACUGGAAAUGUUGACGCAGGAAAAUCAACUCUAUUGGGAGUAUUGACAAGAGGACAAUUGGACAAUGGUAGAGGAUUGGCAAGACUCAAUGUAUUUCGUCACAAACACGAGAUUGAGACUGGUCGUACAAGCAGUCUGUCACAAGAGAUUACUACGCUGUUUGGUAUGACUAGUCAUGCACCUGAUUUCAGCAUGCUGAUGGUCAGCGCCAACAAUGGAUGUGUUGGUAUGACCAAAGAACACUUGGGUAUCGCUCUGGCCCUUCGUGUACCAGUAUUUGUCGUCGUCACCAAGAUUGACAGGUGUCCCGAGAAUGUCAUGACCGAGACGAUGAAUGACAUUAAAAAGAUCCUCAAGUCUCCCGGAUCGCGUAAACUCCCCGUCGUCAUCCACAACCACGACGAUGUAGUUGUAGCCGCCCGUAGCUUUGUCUCUGAUCGUAUCGCCCCCAUCUUUUGUGUCUCCAAUGUCACAGGUCAAGAGCAUUCAUUCAAAGAGACUGCCGGUGAAGCAGGUGAGAGCAGGUCAGACGGCAUCGGUUGCCAUCAAGAUGAAGGUGAAAAAGUCGAUUCGCAAAGCACCACCAUCUCUCUAAACUACGAGGCAGUAGUACAUUGUGGAGCCAGUCAACAAUGUGCUCGUAUCGUUUGGAUGGAAAAGGAUGUCAUUCGAACGGGUGACAAGGCAAAGGUCAGAUUUAGGUAUACGGCAAGACCAGAGUUCCUCACUGUCAACAACCGACUGAUUUUUAGAGAAGGUCGUGCCAAGGGUAUUGGUAGAGUCACCCAAUUGAUUCCAUACCUGCCUGAAAGGGACAAUGGAAAUGCCAUCCCACAUCCUAAAUUUGCAUCAAAGGAAAGGGAAAAACAAGAAAGAUUGGAAACCGCAUUGGCCAAUCAACAACAACAAGAACAACAACAACAAAAAAAUGCACCUGUAAACAAUAACAAAGAAAAGGAUGUUAAACAUGUAGAUAAUAAUAAUAAUAAUGGACAUCAUGGUGGUAGUUCUGUAACUAAAGAAAAAUCGAUUUUACAACAAGCUCCUGCUACCUAUCAUCAUCAUAAUCAUAACCAUCAUUCCAACAAUAAUAACAAUAACAAUGCAAAAGAUACAAAGAAAUCAACUCACAAGUAA